UCGUUAAUCAUAUUUAUGGUUCACUCCUCUCCUCGUCUCCCUUAUUACAAACCAAACCCUAAAUUUCGGUUCAGUUUGGACCUUGUAAUACAUUAUCCCUCUCUUCGACUCUCUCUCUCUCUCCUGCGCGAUUUUGACCGUCCGUCGAUCGGCCUCCGCUCAAAUCGUCUUCUCCGACCAGGGACGUUGUUGUUCUUCCCCGAGAUGUCUCCUGCUUCUGCUUCAAAGUCAAAAUCAAAGGAAAAGAAAGCUGGAAACGAUGCCCAAAAGGCCUCCACGAAGCCUACAGUAUCCAUUAAUGCAAACAGCAAUAUGCCGGCCAAUGCUUACAAUCCUCUUCUGGGAACUUUUCAGGUUCUUGAUUCAGUCUCGAUAUUUUCUGGUUCGCCUCUUCAUAAUGGCCGUUUCAGAAGCAUAGAUGAGGCUGACUUGACGGGUGGGGUUGAGUCUGAUGCCAUUUCAAACAAUGAUAGCUGGUCAGGCGAGUCAGAAGAUCACAAGGAGAAACCGUCCAACCCAUCUGCACGGCAGGAAGUAAUACCAGGUGCAGACAAUGACAAGCGAGAAAAAAUCCGUCAGAAGAAUGAAAGGAAGCAUCAACGGCAGAAGGAGAGGCGGGCUCAGGAGUUGCAUGAGAAGUGCAGCACAUAUCUCAUGUCUAGAAAGCUCGAAACGCUUACCCAGCAACUUGUGGCCAUGGGAAUUUCUCAAGAGCAUGCGACAACGGCUCUGAUGUUGAAUGAAGGCAAGGUUGAGGAGUCUGUUCAUUGGUUGUUUGACAGGAGUGAAGAAGAGGUUGAGAAGCAAAGCACUCAGAAUACCGGGAACCUGAAAAUAGCCAUAUCAGAAGAACUUGCUAGGAUUACCGAUAUGGAGAUACAGUAUAAGUGCACGAGGCAGGAAGUAGAACGAGCAGUUAUUACAGCCGAGGGUGAUCUUGACAAGGCAGAAGAAACCUUGAAAGCUCAAAGAAAACAAAGACAACAGGUAACACUUCUAUAAUGGUUGAUGAAAGAUAGGGGGAGGGGCAAAACACAAAUGGCACAUAACAAGAAGAAAAACAAAACAAAACUGAUAAAAGUAGUUUUGACAGGAAUAGCUCAUCAGAAUUCAGCAGCACCAAGGCCACAGACAACACAUGUUCCAACUCCUGGUUCACAACAAACAAGAGAUGAAAGGGACUUUAACUAUACGAGGUCAGCCCCUAUGGUGGGAGGAUCCUUGCAACCUCUGAAUAAAAUGGCUCAGCCUGUGAAGAGACUUGAUUCGAAGUUAGAGUGGGCAAAACCUCAACCCUCAUCCGCUGCUUUGGCUGAUAAAAGGUGGCCAAACACCGGACAAGUCCCAUCUGCUUCUUCUUACCCUUUGGCGUCACCAUCAUCGCAAGCAUCUCUUCAGCCACUGAAGGUUGAAUCCCGCUAUGUGCCCGGUGGAAACAAAAUCAAGAAUCUUCAGCAGCCAUUGAAUAGGGAGCCAGUUACAAUGAUGCAGCGAAAUCAAGUUGUAAGCGCAAAGCAGGUUCCACCUUCAACAUCUCCUCCUAGAGCUUCAACCAGUUGGCACCCUGCAAACGGAAUUGAGAUUAUGAAGUCUAAUGGGUUCAUGCCACCACAUAUCCCAAGCACUCGAAGCCCCAGUCCGAACAAUCUGAACCCAAAUCAGAUCUACCAGCAACUUCAGUAUCAACACCAGCAGCGAUUCAACAGCAUGGUAGAUUCGACUGGAAUGGCCGGUGGCAAUGGCUUAUGGACCAGAAACAGUCCAUCUCCAACUGUAGCUGCUGCAUCUUCCUUGGGACUGUUCUCCGGAGUAGGCUCAACGGCCACAUCAGGCGCUUCUUCACCGGUGGAUUGGAGCUCCAGGAAUUCGAUGGCAUACCUAGACUACACAAGCAUAGACUGGAGCCUUGAUCGGAGCUUUUCCCCGAGCCCUAGGAACGGAUUAUGGCCCGGGUCAACUUCACCGCUGAAGAAUAACCUCAUGUAUGAAUCAAACAUCAAUGGGUAUGGUCUGAAUCUGAAAGCUUCGAUGGGAGCCAGAGUCAAUGGCAAUGGUGUUCCUAUGGCGGGCCUGGAGAACGGAAGCAUUGUCGUGCCCUCGGAAACAUCGACAGCCAAUUCUCGGGACUGGACGUCGCCGUUUGAAGGGAAAGACAUAUUUAGCUUGUCUAGACAUUAUGUUUCUCCUCCGCUGUAAGAGUAAGAGAGUGACAUUAAGCAAUAAGAAAGGAAAAAGACAGAGAAAGAAG
Tarenaya hassleriana is the source of this 2248-nucleotide messenger RNA. RefSeq lists its product as uncharacterized. Gene Ontology annotation, molecular function: protein binding. The record is from RefSeq and is a predicted model, not a curated record. Lineage: Eukaryota; Viridiplantae; Streptophyta; Magnoliopsida; Brassicales; Cleomaceae. The transcript is spliced from 3 exons.